AUGCUAAAAAAUCACACGAGUGAACACUUCCCCUUCCUCGGCAUCGGUGACAGUGACAGGCUCAGUGACUUCAGGUGCCGAACCACCUUCUACACAGCCCUCACCCGCCUGCUGAUGGUGGAUCUAGGCGAAGAUGAGAACGAAUUUGAGAAUUUCAUGCUGCCUCUUACAGUCUCUUUUGAAGCAGUGUUACAGAUAUUCAACAACAACUUUAAACAAGAAGACGUGAAGCGUAUGUUGAUCGGGCUGGCAAGAGAUCUUCGAGGGAUUGCCUUUGCACUGAACACAAAGACCAGCUACACCAUGCUGUUUGACUGGAUGUACCCAACAUAUCUUCCCAUUCUGCAGAAGGCUAUUGAGCAAUGGUAUGGAGAGCCAGCAUGUACCACUCCCAUCUUAAAGCUCUUGGCAGAACUGAUGCAAAACAGAUCCCAGCGUUUGAAUUUUGAUGUAUCAUCUCCUAAUGGAAUCCUUCUCUUCAGAGAAGCUAGUAAAAUGAUUUGCACUUAUGGUAAUCAGAUCCUGUCCCUCGGGAGCCUCUCAAAAGAUCAGAUUUAUCCAAUGAAACUCAAGGGCAUCUCCAUCUGCUAUUCGGCUCUCAAAUCUGCCUUGUGUGGAAAUUAUGUCAGCUUUGGCGUCUUCAAGUUGUAUGGGGACAACCAUUUUGACAACGUACUCCAGGCCUUUGUCAAAAUGCUGCUGUCAGUGUCCCACAGUGACUUGCUGCAAUAUCGGAAACUGAGCCAGUCUUACUACCCACUCCUGGAAUGCCUCACCCAGGACCACAUGAGCUUCAUCACCAACUUGGAGCCUCCUGUGCUCCUGUAUGUUCUCACCUCUAUCUCAGAGGGGCUCACUACUCUUGAUACCGUUGUCUCCUCCAGCUGCUGUACCAGCUUAGACUACAUCGUCUCCUACCUCUUCAAGCACAUAGCGAAGGAGGGCAAGAAGCCCCUCCGCUGCAGAGAGGCCACCCAGGCCGGCCAGAGGCUGUUACUUUUCGUGCAGCAGAACCCGGAUGUCCUGCAGCAGAUGAUGUCUGUCCUCAUGAACACCAUUGUCUUUGAGGACUGCCGGAACCAGUGGUCGGUCUCCAGGCCUCUCCUGGGCCUCAUCCUGCUCCAUGAGAAGCAUUUCGGUGAGCUGAGGGCAGGCCUGAUCAGCAGCCAGCCUCCUCCCAAGCAGGAGGCCCUGGCCCAGUGCUUCAGGAACCUGAUGGAAGGGGUGGAGCAGAACCUGUCCGUCAAGAACAGAGACAGGUUCACCCAGAACCUGUCCGUGUUCAGAAGAGACGUGGCGGAGGCCCUGCGCAGCGAUGGCAGCGCCGAUCUGGACAUGAUGAGCUGA
Molecule: messenger RNA, 1347 nt
Organism: Pipistrellus nathusii (Nathusius's pipistrelle)
Lineage: Eukaryota; Metazoa; Chordata; Mammalia; Chiroptera; Vespertilionidae
Source: the annotation of a GenBank genome assembly